AUUUAAGAAGCAGCUGUCUCUCAAGAAACUUGAAUCUAUUCCCAUUCUCUGCUUACGACUAGCAGCAGGGAAGACGAGGAUCUUCUUCUCUUCUUUUUCUCUCUUCUCCCUUUUCUGCUCUGUGGUUCAUUUCUCAAUAUAAAAAACCAGAGUGAUUGAACAUAGUGACGAAAAUGGCGAGAUUCUCAAUACCCAUUUGGGGAUUUCUUCUGUUAUGCUGCUUGGCAGCCAUAACUGAAGCACAAUACAUGAAGUAUAAAGACCCACGUCAACUGAUAAGUGCUAGGAUCAAAGACUUAAUGAGAAGGAUGACUUUAGCUGAGAAGAUCGGUCAAAUGGUGCAGAUCGAGCGUCAAGUUGCAAAUCCUGAGGUCAUGAAGAAUUUCUUCAUUGGGAGUGUGUUGAGUGGUGGAGGGAGUGCACCGGCUCCCAAGGCUAGUGCUGAGACUUGGGCAAACAUGGUGGAUGAGCUUCAAAAGGGGGCUUUAUCCACUCGCCUUGGGAUUCCAAUGAUAUAUGGUAUUGAUGCUGUUCAUGGGCACAACAAUGUCUAUGGUGCCACCAUUUUCCCACACAAUGUUGGGCUUGGAGUGACCAGGGAUCCUCAACUUCUGAAGAGGAUUGGAGAUGCAACUGCUCUUGAGGUUCGAGCUACAGGAAUCUCAUAUGCCUUUGCUCCAUGUAUUGCGGUUUGCAGGGAUCCUAGAUGGGGUCGGUGCUACGAAAGCUAUAGUGAAGAUCCUAGAAUUGUUCGAGCAAUGACUGAAAUUAUAUCUGGUUUACAGGGAGACCUGCCAGCCAAUUCUCGGAAGGGUGUUCCAUUUGUUGCUGGAAAGAACAAAGUUGCAGCCUGUGCCAAGCACUAUGUUGGAGAUGGGGGCACAGUAAGGGGUGUUGAUGAGAACAAUACUGUCAUUGAUGCAAGGGGAUUGUUCAGAAUUCACAUGCCUGCAUAUUAUACUUCCAUCAGCAAAGGUGUUGCAACAAUUAUGGUAUCAUAUUCAAGCUGGAAUGGAAAGAAGAUGCACUCUAAUCGUGAACUUAUAACCGGUUUCCUCAAGAAAAAGUUGAAGUUCAGGGGAUUUGUCAUAUCAGAUUGGGAGGGUAUUGACAGGAUAACCUCUCCUCCUCAUGUGAAUUAUGCAUAUUCUGUCCAGGCUGGAGUUGGUGCUGGAAUUGAUAUGAUCAUGGUUCCCAAUAACUACACAGAAUUCAUCGAUGUACUAACCUCUCAUGUUAAGAGAAGAAUCAUUCCCAUUAGCAGGAUCGAUGAUGCUGUUAGGAGGAUCUUGAGGGUUAAAUUCGUCAUGGGUCUCUUUGAGAAUCCUUUCUCUGAUCGCUCACUUGUCAACCAACUUGGUAGUCAGCAACAUAGAGAUCUGGCGAGGGAGGCUGUGAGAAAAUCUCUUGUGUUGUUAAAGAAUGGUAAAACGGCUAAUAGACCGCUGCUUCCUCUGCUGAAGAAAGCAGCAAAAAUAUUAGUUGCAGGAAGCCAUGCCGACAACUUGGGUUAUCAAUGUGGGGGUUGGACAAUUGACUGGCAAGGUCUUUCUGGCAAUGAUCUCACCGCUGGUAUGUUCAUGUUUACCCAGUAAACUAGUUAUGUCUUUAUGAACAGAGUGACCCCUGAAAACAAUCAUACACAC
Messenger RNA from Carica papaya (papaya), 1646 nucleotides. NCBI's taxonomy places the organism in Eukaryota, Viridiplantae, Streptophyta, Magnoliopsida, Brassicales, Caricaceae. The record is from RefSeq and is a predicted model, not a curated record.